AGCUCGAACAGGGCUCUUUUUUGCACCGUCCGCCGCCUUGCCGUGCGCCUUCGUUUUCUUCUCAGUCUAGAGUCUAGAGGAAUUGGAUUGAGUGUGCUGGUCCUGGCCGGUCAUGCCCGCCAUGUCCAAGAUCGCCGUCUGUGGCGGCGCCCUCAUGGCCGCCAGCGCCUUCGUCACCCCGGCGGGCCCCAGGACCGCGAGGAUGCAGAGCAGCCUGCGCGGAACGAACGUGGAGCAGGGAAAGGCCAAGUCAGGCACCUCCCUGAGCGGUGCCUUGGCCAGCAUGGCUGGCUUGGCUGCAGUGGCCAAUCGCCCAGCCAGGACCCCCCAGACAGUUCUUUGCGCCUAUGAUGCAUCCAACGAGAUCGGUGCCUGCGAUCCUUUGCUCUUCUGGGAUCCCAUUGGUUACUGCGGGGGCGACUGCACCAAGCAGGACUUCGAUCGGCGACGGGCGGUGGAGCUGAAGCAUGGAAGGAUUUGCAUGUUCGCCACCAUCGGCAUGCUUUGGCCUGACGUGUUUGGAAAGUUCGAUGGCUACUUGUCCCCGUCGCAAAACCUGAAGUUUGCCGACGUGCCGUCGGGCUUGGCGGCCAUCUCCAAGGUUCCAUUGGAGGGCUGGUUGCAGGUCCUUUUGGUGGCCGGACUGAUCGAGACGCAGCUCUUCAAGGACCAAUCCUUUGGUGGUUUCGCCUAUGCCAAGUAUGGUGAGCCAGGCAACUUUGGCACAGGCUACUGGGGCCGAAAGAUUCAGGACCCUGCGGAGCGCCGCUUGAAGCUCACCACGGAGCUGAACAACGGGCGCUUGGCGAUGGUGGCCAUGACGGCCAUGCUGAUCCAGAAUGGUCUCACCGGACAAUCGCCCGUGGAGCAGCUCACCAGCGGCCACAUCUCGCCCUUCAAUGAUGGCCAGGGCUUCUUUGCGUUCGAUGCCUCCAAGGAGCUGGGUGCAUGCCCUCCCUUGGGCUACUGGGAUCCCUUUGGCAUGAUGGCCUUCCAGGACGAGGAGAAGUUCCGCAGGAACCGUGAGCUGGAGUUGAAGCACGGUCGAAUUUGCAUGGUGGCCACCAUUGGAAUGAUCGUGCCUGACCUCUUUGGCCGCUUCGGAGGAGACCUGUCGCCCUCCAUGGGCCUGAAGUUCUCCGAUAUCCCCUGCACCAUCGAGGCCAUUUACAAGGUCCCGGCGGCCGGAUGGCUCCAGGUUUUUGCCCUGGCGGGCGCCAUCGAGGCGAAGAACUUGGCUUUCCCCACGAACUACGGCUACCCACCAUUCUGGGGGCAGAUCGACAAGCUGGAGCCAGAGGAGAAGCAGAAGAAGCUUCUGGCUGAGAUCAACAAUGGCCGUUUGGCCAUGGUGGCCAUGGCAGCCAUUGUGGCGCAGAACGGCGCCACCGGGCAGUCCUUGGUGGAGCAGUUCACCACAGGCAACCUGAACCCAUUCAUCGGCGGCUAUGCGCAGAAGGAGCGCACUGAUCGAAUGAGCAUGCACGCCCAAUCGGACUUCUUCUUCAGUGGGAAGGCGGGAAACAACUCGGAGGCGAUCCCAUGGGAGCCCAUCCCUCAGGGGCUCUCCAAUGAUCUCUUCGGCCCCUACGUGGGCGAUGUGGGCUUCGACCCAGCGGGCUUCGCCAAGAACACUCGCUUGCUGCCAUGGUACCGUGAGGCCGAAUUGGCUCAUGGGCGCGUUUGCAUGUUGGCGACUUUGGGCUACACCGUGCAGACCUCCGGCGCUAAGUUCGAGCCCUUCAUCACCCGCUAUCCGACCGACUCUUCAGACCCUCUGAAGGCGGCCACCCAGGUGCCCAUCGUGGGGUGGCUGCAGAUCCUUGUGGUCAUCGCCCUGUCAGAGCUUUGGCGCUAUGAGAAUGUGAUCUCCAAGUACAGCGAAGGUGUUCAGCCGGGUGAUCUGGGUUGGAACCCCACGGCACCCACGGGCUCCAAGCGACCCAAGUGGUUCGGCCCCACCUUCUCUGCGAACUAUGCGCCAGAGGAGUGGAACAACAUGCGCUUGAGGGAGAUCAAGCAUUGCCGAUUGGCCAUGGUGGGCUUCUUCUUCAUGGUGCUCACGAACGCCUCCACCGGUCAAGGCCCUUCGCUGUUGCCCACCUACACGCAGGAGGAGUUCCAGUCCACGGUGGGCGACUUCAUCCCCAAGGGUCUCUAAGAGCAGAUGAUAGGCUGUGAGUGGAGGUCAGGAUUUUGAAGCAAAUGAGGAUGAUGCUGGUG
Molecule: messenger RNA, 2223 nt
Organism: Durusdinium trenchii
Lineage: Eukaryota; Dinophyceae; Suessiales; Symbiodiniaceae
Source: the annotation of a GenBank genome assembly